This is a messenger RNA of Ostreococcus tauri, 741 nucleotides long. Its product is annotated as unnamed product. The transcript has a single exon. NCBI's taxonomy places the organism in Eukaryota, Viridiplantae, Chlorophyta, Mamiellophyceae, Mamiellales, Bathycoccaceae. The coding region runs from base 1 to 741 and encodes 246 amino acids. The record is from RefSeq and is a predicted model, not a curated record.
AUGGGUUACGACGAUCCCCCACCCUGGGUCUUUCGCGGUAAGGCGCUGUAUCAGCUCGCACUCGUUCGCGUCGACGACGCAAAGGCGCACGUCCCGAACGAUCUUCCCUUGGUCAACUUUUUUGGUUGGACCUUGGGUGGACUCUACGCCGCGCGAUACGACGAGUCACCGUGCGGGAAAUUAGACGAGAUCGUCGUCUUAGGAGGUCUGUGCUGGAAUCCACCGACAUCGUGCGCGUGGGCGACGCGGGUGUACGUCGAUAGUAAGGAUGCGCGCGAGCACGGGAUACGCACGUGCGGCUUGCCGUCGCGCGCGGUGGAGUUCAGAGAGAACGAACACGCCGGAGACAAGGGUAAAAGUAGAGGGUGGUGGCGAUCGAAGAAACGAGAUGAGAAUCUAGCGUCAGUGUCCGUGAUUGAGGAUAAGAAAAAGGUGUGCGAUUUGAGGUUUCCAAAUGAGCCAAAGGUGAAAGGACCGCGGAUAUCGAUGUUUCUCCCGAGCUUCAGCGGCAAGACAAAAUCGAUUCCAGACUUGCUGAAGUAUUCUUUGCGCAUGCGUGCAAACAUAAGACUUAGUUCGCCUAUCAAGGUUGAGACCCCGGUCGAGACGAAAGGCGUGGCUGAUCGAGGAACGUUAUCAACCGUGCUCACGGCGAAGCCGCUCUUAUGCAUUGCGUUCGACAACAUGCACAUGGACGUCGGUGCGCCGCAAAAAGUGGUUAUUAGUAAAAGUAGUAAGUAG